Messenger RNA from Syngnathus typhle (broad-nosed pipefish), 1042 nucleotides. It is a transcript of the gene atp6v1e1a, whose product is annotated as ATPase H+ transporting V1 subunit E1a. Gene Ontology annotation, cellular component: proton-transporting two-sector ATPase complex, catalytic domain. The record is from RefSeq and is a predicted model, not a curated record. NCBI's taxonomy places the organism in Eukaryota, Metazoa, Chordata, Actinopteri, Syngnathiformes, Syngnathidae. Gene Ontology annotation, biological process: proton transmembrane transport. Gene Ontology annotation, molecular function: proton-transporting ATPase activity, rotational mechanism. The transcript has 9 exons. Bases 140 to 820 code for a protein of 226 amino acids.
ACUUAUUUUCGCCCAACUUAGUGUGUUGCGAGCGGAAGCACUAAGUUAUACUGUCGUGCAAACGAGAUCUCACAAGUUGCCGUCAAAUCUCGUUUUAUAAACUGUUUUUGGGUAAACAUUAAUUUUACUAACAACAAAAAUGGCCCUCACCGAUGCGGACGUCCAAAAACAGAUCAAGCACAUGAUGGCCUUCAUUGAGCAAGAGGCCAAUGAAAAGGUUGAAGAAAUUGACGCCAGAGCUGAGGAAGAGUUCAACAUCGAAAAAGGUCGUUUGGUCCAAACGCAAAGGGUGAAAAUAAUGGAAUACUAUGAGAAAAAGGAAAAGCAGAUUGAACAGCAUAAAAAAAUCCAGAUGUCCAACCUGAUGAAUCAAGCAAGGCUGAAAGUGCUGAAGACCCGUGAUGACAUGAUAGCGGACAUGUUGUUCGAAGCUCGACAAAAGCUUGCAGCGAUUGCUCAGGAUUCUGCCAGAUACUCCGCAUUGCUAGAGGGUCUUGUGCUUCAGGGUUUCUACCAACUGCUGGAAGAGAAAGUUAUCAUUCGGUGUCGACAGCAGGAUGUGGAGAUGGUUCAGGCUGCUGUGAAUAAGAACAUCCCCAUCUUCAAAGAGGCUGUGAAAAAACACAUUGUAGUCAAAAUUGACAUGGACCAUUUUCUACCAUCAAGCAUCUGUGGGGGAGUGGAGGUGUAUAACAACAAUGGCAAGAUAAAAGUAUCCAACACUUUGGAGAACAGACUAGAACUUCUAGCACAACAGAUGAUGCCUGAAAUCAGAGUGUCCUUAUUUGGAGCCAACCCCAACCGCAAAUUCACAGAUUAAUAGCGCAUGCGACGGGCGCAGCAUUUACACACGUGUAGAUCAACACUGUGUUGCAUACUACUUCUGACAACUAGUAUAUUUCCUCAAGUGCCUUAAUUUUAUAAUGGAACAGAUUUAAAUUUGUCUCAGCCAUUUGUGUGUAAUUGUUUUGCUUCAAGAGAAAUGAACAGUAUUACAAUGUAUACAACUGUAUACAACCAAACAAUAAAUGAGUACAACAAA